UGGUGCGGCCGCGCUGGCUCACCCCACCCGACCUGGCGGGGUUGGAGGGGCUGGGGCGGCUGAGGACGAUGGUGUUGGAUCUGGACAGUCGCGCGGUGCAGUGCCGGGAGGUGCGACUGGGCUUCGCACGGGGCAUCUCGCGCCUGGCUGGUCUAACCGGGCUGCAGGAAGUGAGGUGGGAUGUUCCCGAUCCAGACAGCGACGGACGUCAUGCUUCCAGCUCCGAAAGUGAAGCCGCAGGGCACCCCGACUCCUCCCUGGAGCUCUGCGCCCAGCUGCGCCACCUCACCGGUUUGCAGCGGCUGUCGCUGCUGGUGCUGCCCUCCUGCCGCCAGCAGCUGACACGGCUGGAGGAGCUGCAGGCGCUGCGGCACCUGCCCUUCCUGGAGCUGAGCUCGGGGUGAUUGGUGAGGGCUGCGGAGGGCUGCUGAGCUGAGCUGAGCUGAGCUGAGCUGGGCUGAGCUGCGUCGGGGGAUGGCAAAACACAUUGGCAUUACAGGUUGUAGAAGGGUGUGAGGGGGCGGGGCGUGUAUGGGCUGUGGUUGUUUUUGUUGAUGGUGAAGGCCUUGGAAUGGGGAUUCGAGGUAGAACGGACGGAGGAGGCAGGAAGGGGCGACUGCACCGCUGCAAAGUGGGUGAAAGGCAGGAGGAGGCAGGGUUGGGAGGUGGAAGGGUUGUGGUUUAGGGUUUUAGCUGUAGCGUGUCAUUCCGAACAUCGGCCGCGUAGGCGUUGUUACCUUCCGUUCAUGGGGAAGAAUGUUCGGUGAGGGUGAGGGCAGGCAUGCGUUUGGCCGGGCGGACGGUAGGGGGCGAGAACAGGUUCAGGAUGCUGCUUUUGCGUGUCACUGUUGUUCGGUGCGGAGCCAUGCGUGCAUGCCCCCAGUGGCUGACGACCAAAUGUCCAAGUUUACAUCGAGUGGUGCGCCACCAGGGGAUGGGGGCUACGAAUCAACAAACAAGAGGAGGUAUGAGCCCUCAAGAAGAGACACUACCGUACGCAUUCCUGUACGAAGCGAGCGGACGGAGUGUCUCCCCCAGUGCCACCACAACACACCGCAACGCACCACCACAACAAUGCGGCCUUCCUCGCACAGCCCUACACAGUCGCGUGCUGUUGGCGUCU
Molecule: messenger RNA, 1123 nt
Organism: Astrephomene gubernaculifera
Lineage: Eukaryota; Viridiplantae; Chlorophyta; Chlorophyceae; Chlamydomonadales; Astrephomenaceae
Source: the annotation of a GenBank genome assembly